GCUUUUAGCUUCACACUGCUUACAGAACAUUUAGCUGGCGGAGUCAUAUGACUUAGGACCCGGAGUUCCUGCUACACGGUCACAUGACUGAAGAAGAGUUUAGGGAGGAUUUGUCAGAAGGAUCUGAGUUAACGUGAGACACUUUGGAGACCAGCUGAAAUGAGUUUUCUUGGGGGUUUAUUUGGUCCUGUCUGUGAAAUUGAUGUCAUUCUCAAUGAUGCGGAGACCAGAAAGACUGCAGAGCUCAAGACAGAAGAUGGGAAAGUGGAAAAGAACUUCCUGUUCUAUGAUGGAGAAACCGUUUCAGGGAAGGUUAAUCUCACUGUCAAGCAGACGGGUAAGAGGCUUGAGCACCAGGGGAUCCGGAUUGAAUUUGUGGGUCAAAUUGAACUGUUCAAUGACAAGAGCAACACACACGAGUUUGUGAACCUGGUGAAGGAGCUGGCCCUCCCAGGGGAGCUCACGCAGAGCCGCAGCUAUGACUUUGAGUUCAUGCAAGUAGAGAAGCCCUAUGAAUCCUACGUUGGAGCCAAUGUCCGGUUGAGGUAUUUCCUGAAAGUAACAAUAGUGAGAAGGCUCUCAGACCUAGUGAAAGAAUAUGACCUCAUUGUUCAUCAGUUGGCUACGUACCCUGAUGUGAACAACUCCAUCAAGAUGGAAGUGGGCAUUGAGGACUGCCUGCAUAUAGAGUUCGAGUACAACAAGUCCAAAUACCACUUGAAAGAUGUAAUUGUGGGCAAAAUAUACUUCCUGUUGGUAAGAAUUAAAAUCCAACAUAUGGAGCUACAGUUGAUCAAGAAAGAGAUGACUGGAAUAGGACCUAGUACAACAACUGAAACUGAGACGAUUGCAAAAUAUGAGAUCAUGGAUGGAGCUCCAGUAAAAGGGGAGUCCAUUCCUAUUCGAUUGUUCCUGGCUGGGUAUGACCUCACUGCAACCAUGAGAGACGUCAACAAGAAAUUUUCAGUUCGGUACUUCCUCAACCUGGUGUUAGUGGACGAGGAAGACCGGAGAUACUUCAAACAGCAGGAGGUUGUCUUGUGGAGAAAGGCCCCAGAGAAACUGAGAAAACGUAACUUUCACCACCAGCGAUAUGAGUCUCCUGAGCCCCGUGCAUCGCUCCCAGCUGAACAGCCAGAAAUGUGAAGAACCCAGGUGGAGGAAGGGAGCUGUCUGUGGGGUGGGGUCUGUUCAGAGCAGCAAGUUGGAGGGGUGGGGGGAGAGGAUGGCAGGGAAGGGCAAGGCAACCAAAUAAAUUAAAACAAAAAGAGAGGACAAAAAAGACACAUCCCACAGUCUCACCGUCUUCCUUCCAUCCAUUUUUGCUGCGCCUGCUCCUCCCUUCAACUCUGAGCAUUUUCUAGCCUCUGUGGACCUGGUGUAAAAUAUGAAAAACAAACAAUACAAACACUGGAGCAUUCACCAGUUUCCCUUUAUUUUCUACCGCACAUUUUGCCCCUCUAUUUUCCUGUUAAAAAUAAAUGCACUUGGUUAUGCAAGAAGCUUAAAACAGGAGGAAAGAAAAUAUAUAAUUUGUUUAUACACAUUUCAAAGUAUGUUUGAUUGCAUGCAGGUGGGUUACUUUAUAUGACUAUCAGGAGAUAUCAGAAUAUGUUAGAUACAGGCAUUUUGGGCCUGGCAAUAGAAUCACUGUGGGACAGGAGAAAUACUGUAUGUGUUCCCUGGGUGCCAUACAUAAUAAUCAUAAUCCAAUGAUUUAAAAUUUAUAUCAUCUCCUAACCUGUGUAACUUUUGAAGUUUGUUUUUCUUUAAUUUAAUUGAUACUGUAUUGUAUGAUGCAUAUUUACAUUUUAAAUUUUCUCAGAAUAGAAAGUAUUCUAUAUUCAACGUUGAGCUGUUACAAGAAGCAUUCAAAAUAAUAAUAAUAAUCAGUAAAACAUGAAAUUGAAAAAACCCUUGAGAAAUAUCAGAAAUUAAUGAAGCAUUUCUGUCAAACUUAAAGUUAACCCCUGAUCUCAAAUUGAUUUUAAUGAAGGUGAAAAUGAAGCCAGCAACUUGUAUGUUGCUAUGCUAACCACAGAUGUUGUUUUGUUCAUUUUUGACUGUCAAGCAAGAUGAGCAUUUGAACUGCACACUUGCUAAGAAUGCACCAGAGCUUAGGAAAGGCUGCACUGCAUUCACUCCUUAGUUUAGUAUACUACUGUCUUUUAAUUGCUCAUGACCAUAUUUGGGAAAUCUCCAUUCCUUUUUGUAUGUAAGUGCCUGUAAGGAGUUGAUUAAAUAAAAUAUGCCAAAUAUU
Molecule: messenger RNA, 2260 nt
Organism: Anguilla rostrata (American eel)
Lineage: Eukaryota; Metazoa; Chordata; Actinopteri; Anguilliformes; Anguillidae
Product: vacuolar protein sorting-associated protein 26A
Exons: 9
Coding region: 160-1146 (328 amino acids)
Biological process (GO): retrograde transport, endosome to Golgi; intracellular protein transport
Cellular component (GO): retromer complex; endosome
Source: RefSeq, a predicted model, not a curated record